This is a messenger RNA of Strongylocentrotus purpuratus (purple sea urchin), 2122 nucleotides long. RefSeq names its product 7SK snRNA methylphosphate capping enzyme-like. The transcript has 3 exons. Gene Ontology annotation, biological process: snRNA modification. Gene Ontology annotation, molecular function: snRNA binding; O-methyltransferase activity; RNA methyltransferase activity. The record is from RefSeq and is a predicted model, not a curated record. Lineage: Eukaryota; Metazoa; Echinodermata; Echinoidea; Camarodonta; Strongylocentrotidae. The coding region runs from base 341 to 2122 and encodes 593 amino acids.
CAUCGCGAACGACUACGUUCCUGAAACAUCUGACAUUUCGCCGGAGAUUUCACCGUUAAUAUUUCGUUUUUGCCCUCUUUGACCGAGCAGGAUUGUCAUUUAUGAUAUUGACCCUCGUCGAAUGUGACAAUUUGGGAGAAACAGCCUUGAUUAAUCGUAAAAUCUCGGCAGAAACCUCGUGCCUGAGUUCAUACGAUCGGGUAGAUUUGACUGGAGUAGCGUGACCCUACUUUGCAUGUUAUUGACAUUUUUUAUGCAAAUGGCGAGUUGAACUUGUUUACAUCGCAAAAUCGCACGUGCAACGUUGGGCAGAUGCUUGUUUCAUGUUUCCAACGAAGUCAUGUCGACGAAAGUGUUGGAAGCUAGCCCGGAAUCGGGCAACCGAAAUGACCCGUUUUCGAGUAACAAUGCAAACAUUUAUGUGCAAGGAACACUGAAAAAUGCUAGAAUUGGAGGAACAAGCUGUGGUCUGUCCGUGGUGAUGGAGAGCGCGAGCGCGACCGAACUUGUGGGGAGUCUUGCUGCCCAAACUAUACCGUCACAUUCAGUGGUCGCCGGUGUUGGGGGAGCCGCGGGAUCCGGCCGCAAGCGGCACCAGAGCACAUCAAAGGCAGCUGGGCAAAUCAAAAGGAGAAGGAAAACAUAUGAAAGGAAUGGUUCAAAACCAAAAUUCCUCUUGGGAGGUUCUAUCACAGAUCCUUUAAAUUUGAACAGUCUUGACGAUGAAGAGAUUUCCAGAAUUGCAAAUGCACUUACUCCUGCUUGUUCACCUCUUCCACACAUUGACAAGGAUCCAGAUCCCGUUAUAGUCCCGCAAGAUUUCAAAGAUCCUCUGAAAUUGAACAUAACCGAUGACAACCCGGAGAAUAACUCACCGCUCACCAAAACUCUGGUGCCAAGAAAAUCGUCAGGAAAGAAAAAGAAAUACCACAAUAGCGGAGAAGCGAAGCGUGAUAGUAUUGAAUCCUUGGGAAACUCUGAUAGAGAUGGGGCUCAUGGAGAUGGUUCUUCUUGUGCUAGGCCACUAUGGCUUGAAUUACAGAAUAAUAAAAUGACAAAACUUUCAAACAAAAUCGUUUCCCCAGUUCUUCCAGACUCCAGAGGGCGCAAGAGGAAAGCAAGUCGAACAGAGCCGAGUUCGAGACUGGCCAGAGCUUUGCUGAUUGAUGACUUACUGCCACUGCCGCCGCUGCCAAAAAAAGCGAAGAGCACUGAGCCAGAAUCGAAGAGAUCGGGGAAGUCUCCAGACAUAGUCAACAAGCUGCGGAGGCAGCAUAGCCACGACGCAAAAUCAUCUAGGCACCUGCCGAAAUUCAAAGAACAGGACAAGAAAUUCCAGUACGGCAACUAUGCUCGUUACUACGGUUACCGCACGCCAAACAGUGAUGACAGUCGCAUAGACUUCUUCAAACGUGAAUGGUUCGAGGGCAAGAAUUGUUUAGACAUUGGCUGCAAUUCGGGUCAUGUGACACUAGCCAUCGCGAAACUGUUCGAUCCGUCAAAGAUAGUUGGGGUGGACAUUGAUGGGAAUUUGAUUGGAGUUGCCAGGAAGAAUGUGAAGAACUGUCUUGAAGAGCAGUUUAGAGAGAAGAGAGGCAAAGGAUGCGUCGACUUUCCAGUUUCCCUCCAGAAGACGUAUGGGCCAUUAGCACCGGCUGCGUCGACUUCAUCAUCAGUUGGAAGGAGAACACCGGGCACUUCAUUAUUUCCAGCAAACAUCUUGUUUAGAUGUGCCAACUUUGUCCUGGAGAAGGACUCCAUGCUGGAGACCCAGAGGGAGGAGUACGACACCAUCUUGUGUCUCAGCGUCACCAAGUGGAUUCAUCUCAACUGGGGCGACGCGGGCAUGAAGCGCUUCUUCAAGCGCAUCUUCAGGGCGCUUCACCCCGGCGGGAGACUCAUCCUGGAGCCUCAGGCGUGGCCCUCAUACCAGAAGAAGAGGAAAAUGACGGUAGGUGACUGGGUUCAGCUCGAGACUGGCCUAGAUUGUGAUUUUUGUUCUCUGAUUACUUGUUAUAAUCAACAUAAUCAUUAUAACAUCAGCAUCAUCAUCAUCUCUAUCAUUUUUUUAAGCAGAUGUUUCUGCAUGAUAAUGUCAAGGCUUCUCUACUUCAGAGAAUGA